This is a messenger RNA of Procambarus clarkii (red swamp crayfish), 6557 nucleotides long. The record is from RefSeq and is a predicted model, not a curated record. Lineage: Eukaryota; Metazoa; Arthropoda; Malacostraca; Decapoda; Cambaridae.
AGAGGGGGGCCAUGCGGUGCUGAGGCUCGCCGGGGAUAUUCCUUCAUUGCUGUCUAACCUGCCCCACCUAGUCAUGCCCUAAUGUCUGCAGAGGUGAGUGGCUUCCCCAGGCGUUAAAGUGACCACACAUUAGAGGUGUAUCGGCCCGCGUUUUGCUGUACUAGUGUCGAGAUGCAGUCGCCUCCAAGAUGAGGACACCGAGGCGGGGGUGAGGCAGAGCGAAGAGUGAGAGAGAGAGAGAGAGAGCGCUGGAUGCUUCACCACCACCACCACCACCGCUGCUGCUGCUGCUCUGCUCCUGUUCCUGCUGCUGCUGUUGCUCCUGCUACACCGUCUACUCUCGCAUUAUCCACUGGGCCUUUCAUGAUGUGAAGCGUUGUGUGGUGGCGGUGGUAGCAGAUGAUGGUGGCGGUGAUGUGAUAGUGAGGACCAGUGGUGGGUGGCGGGCAGCGGCGUCCCUCCUCCCACAACAUCGGCUCCGGUACACCUCAGGACUCUCAGCCCAACAUUCUUACCCUGGAGGCUCCAGGUUGGAGGGCUGUGUGUGUGUGCUAUAAAGGAAACUCCAGUGUCUAUAUGGACCACGAGUGAAGGCGCGAGUGAUGAAGAGCCCUCUGCUUGAGUCGGAGGAGAGCGGCAGAGUACACUGUCAGGGAAAGGGGAAGCGCCCAUAUAAGGUAUGGGACAGCGGCCGGCAGGUGCGCAAGGGACUCGUCGUCUCCAGCUUCAACGAACUUAUAGAAAAAGGUCGAGAGAAGCUGGAGCUGGGGGAGGUGCGGAUAAAGGUGGUGCUGGAGGCUGACGGAACGCAAGUAGAAGACCCAGAGUACUUUUGCACCCUGCCAGAGAAUACAGUCUUCCUCUUACUCAGGCAGGGUGAACACUGGUACCCUGCAGGAGUUGAGGUGCUCAGACAAGCCAUCACUGCCAUUCCCAAGAUCGUAUGUGAGACCAUCUACUCCCUGGGCCUACACGAUGAAGCGCCGGUGUGGAAGAUCAUGGACCAGUACGGCAAGAUCACCGUUGUUCUCUCCUGGGACCCCUGCCACCGGGGGGACCACCGCCACGGCACGUCAUCCCCCCGGAAGCCGUCCGCCACUGCCACUCGGAUGAUUGUAAGCGGAGUAGGGGAAAGUACCAUCCAGCGACAUGAGUACCUGGUGGCUCAGCCCUCUGUAGGCUCCACGCCUUCACCUGCACCCACUAUUUCCCUUAGUGGCACCAAAUCACCUGUACCUGCUGCAGGUGCAGUAAGCCAGGCACCUGUGGGCACUGUUACCACUAUAUUGCGGGACGGCAAAAAGGAGACGCUCAUUAAUGACAUUGGUCCUUCUGCAACUGCUCCACCUCUACCAACUCAUCACCAGGGUACUGUGAUAAACCACGACAGCGAGCACAAGAGUUCCUACAUGGGCACCGGUCCUGGGGCGGCGGCGGCAGUUGUGGGGCGCCUUUCUCGCCAGGGGUCGUCUGUGGACUCAUCGCACUCAGCCACUGUGCAUGUCCACACACCAGAGUGCUGUAUGUAUGGGCAUCCACACACCCCACAGCCCCGCACCCGCGCCUCCCCCACCGGUGAUCAGGCUGAGUGUGACUUCCACUGCUGCUCGCUGCAUGAGGAGGGCGGUCGUAUCCAGGCAAGUCGACACCAUCUGCAUCAUCAGCAACACCAUGUGCACCAUCACCAGCCAGGGCAACAGGUACAUAAAGCUGUAGCUACAUCCCCCAUCCAGGAAGGUCCUCAAGAAAAACGCCCAGGUCAUCACCACGCUCAUCCUACCAGUCAAAGUCCCAGCAGCAAGCCAUCUCAAGCAGGGCCUCAGGCUACUGUUGCAGCAGCUGCAGCUGCUGCAGCAGCAGUCGUACAGUCCCAAAAAGGUGGUUCUCAUGUACGCUUCUUAGCUGAUUAUCGUUCGUCCAACUUGGAUAAACAGCGGACGGAUCAGGAAAGUUCUGAAUCUGAAACAGAAAAUACAACAAAUGAUGAGGAGGCUCACACAACUGAGAAGUUCCUCUUGCUCACUGAUCAACUUUCCGUCGACACCAAGAAGCACCUUUCCAUCAAGGACAUUGGGGUUAUUCUUGAUCGACUAUCUUCCAAAAUAGUUGAUGUAGAAAAACUAGAUCGUGAGGCAGAGGAAGAAGAUUGUUUUAACUGGACAAUCAAAGCUACAAUCCGAGGUGAUACUCUAAGAGAACUCGGUGUAGUAUAUAAUGGUCACUAUUAUUCCAUUAGUGAACACCCAGGUUAUGGUCAGAAAAAAGAGGAGGAGGAGGAAGUAACAGAAGCCAAGGAGGCAGAAAAAGAACCCGUCUGACUGUUCAAACUGUGUUCAAUGGACAAACUUAUUUUUUUGGUUUGAUGGUGAUAAUGCCAGGCUUAGGAAUGUAGUGAUCGACAAAAUAUGUUUGUUGUUUGUUGAAGAGUAAAGCUGUUGACAUAAACAGGUUAUGAGUGUUACAUGAAGAAUGUAAGGAAAGUUAGAAUAGUGUUGAGUGAUUGAGUGCGACUUUUCAAGAGUUCCCUCACUGCAACAAACGUGGCCUGCCACCCUCGGAUGUCCGCAGCAGUGCCGCCACAACAACAAGUCAUGUGCUCUUGUUUCUAGUGUACAUAGGCGGGAGGAGGCACUGCGACCACCAAUGCCGCGUGACAGGUGCUGGCUGUCUCCCCAGUGUCCUGCCAGGGCCUAUCACGCUUGUAUUUAGAAGACAAUCGUCGAGCUACCCUGCAGGCAGGCUUUAGCGUAGCUUCUGACCAUCGCACGUCACUUGUUAUAUGGACACUAAGGCGAAAAGUAUUAGAUAACCCUCAAGUGUUCACUACCCAGCCCAGCAGAAUCCUUGUUGAUACUGUGGCAGCCAAGCCAGGUCAGAGAGUUCUACUUGAGGUACUGACAAUGUGUCUGGGUCUGGGCAAGACUCACUAUGAUUGUGUUCCAUUGUGGGUGGUGUGCCAGCCCAGCGGACCCUUCCUACCUACAUGCCCACACCUGAGAAUGAACAAGAUUUGAUGCAAAUAAUAUACAUGGAAGUAAUACAUCCAUCCUUUCAUGGAUUACAACUUAACUGAAGAUAUUUAUAGAACUCGAGUUUAUACCGCCAAAUUUAAAAAGCCUAUAUUUUAAUUCAGUAAAUGAACCUUCAAUAAGUGUUUUACACAUGUGCCAGGCUGACACAGCAAUGGAAAGAUGUUAUGUGGUGAGGUGAAUGCAGAAUGAUAUGCUCAAAACCAAUGUGUAAUGAAGACUUUCACUAAGAAUUUUUUUAAAGUUCUUGAUAAUAAUGCUGUUAAUAGUAAAUAAACAAAGGUGACAGUUUUUAAAUGGAGUGAAAAUGUUUCUAUUAAUACACUCAAUGAUGACAACAAAGACAGAGGCCAGAAGAUAAUGUUGGUAUUCUCUGCACCUGUGACCAUCAAGAGAGUAUUUGUGUCUCUAUCAGAGAUUCUGAGCCUUAUUUACUACCCCAAUAAUACUCCAUUUGCCAUAUGUUGUGAAUAAGAAAAUAAGAAACAUUGGGAUGUGACAAGUACGGCUCAGAAUACUUGAUAGAGAGUUUGUUUUGUUUUAGAACUCAAGGAAUGUGGCAUUCGGUCUGUAGUAGAUCAGGGGUGUCUUGGUGCCCAUCGCAAGCGCUGUGCCUUCCAAUCAUGUACACUGAAAGCAAUUUUGUUUCCUUAGAUGAGGAACUGCGCUUGGAUGAAGUAAUGUCGGUACGCCUGUGCAUAAUUUUUGGUGCAAGUUUUGUGCAUCUGUGGAGAGAUUAGGGGUUGUGGGCCUUUGUGGGCUGUUAAAAAAGGUGGAUCAUUGUCCCUGAAUAUUGUGAACUUUUUAAUAAGGACAUUUACUGAGUGAAACAGUAAAUUUGUGACUUUUGUAGGUGACAGAAUGAGGCAAAAUUGCAGCCAUGGUGGCAUUGCAAUAUAAAUAAUAUUUGGUCUCUACUGAUACCGACCAGGGCUCACAUCUGACUACAAUAAGCAAAUUCAAAAGACAAAUCUUGGGUUCUAUGAAGCAGAUGUAUUACUCUUGACAUGUCAUUUGGUAUGGAUGCUGUAUAGUCUCAUUUGGUAAUGCUAUUUGUCUAAGGUUUGGCCUUAUUGGGUAAUUCAGUUUAUUAAAAGCUGAAAGGUUUGAUUAGAGCCUUCAUGGAUAACUCCAUUUGGUUUACUCUCUGCUUAAUUCAUAAGUAAAGAAGUACUAAAAUCCCAAAUAAAGAAUACACUCACUGACAACUCCACAAAAAUAUAAAUUUGUUGGCCCUACUUGCUUCAAAGCAUUUGCCGAAGAAGCUACCCUAAAGAGAGAGUUUCUGUUUUUUUAUUUUUUUUUUUUUUACAAAAUCUUCAAAAAAACUUGGAUUUUAGCAGACCGUUGAGCAGUGAUCUGUACUGGCAAUACUUGAUUAUGGUCAGUUCGGACUUUUUUAUUUGUUUGGAGAAGCUGCGGUGUUACUCUAUUAUUGUUAAUACAUCUCGUCGCCAAGAAAAAUGCACAGUGGUCUUGAUCAAAGAUAAUAUAUCAAAUAUAGUAUGAAUAAUUUAGGGAAAAUUGUAGGAUCUUUAGAAUUGUUAGGACGGUAUUUUAAGAUAUCAUUUCCAUAUUUGUAUGUCGAAGUAACUUGCAAGCAUUUGGUUUGCCGUCUGCUUUCAAUAAAAAAGAGCAACCCCGUUGUUCUGGACUCCAAUAAUCGCUUUUGUUACUUGGCAAAACAAAUGUUAGCAGGAGUUUCUUAGAAUGGUUAAAGUCUGGUUAUCAAUAUAUAAACACAAAUCCAAUAGUGUCAAUAUUUAUUGUUGGUAAUAUUAUGCCAUUUUAACAACGCACAGCAGAUAUUCAUAUGGUCCGGUUUGUGUCGAAUCUUUCAUUCCUGGCUACUUUUCCGUCACUGCUCCGGUUUCUCCCUUUAAAAAGAUGUUGUGACUUAGGUUUAGAAAUGUCUUUACUAUGUUCCCAAUUUCACAGUAAUAUCGCAAUGCCUAUUAUAUUAUUUAAUGUUUAAUGACGUGGUUGUUCAGCUUAGUACUCUAGCUCUGACGAUCAAGUAGUGAAGCCCCUCGCUCGAGCAAAGACAGUUUCUAUGUCUCUCCAUUAAUACGGGUCAAAACGCACAAUAUCACACACACGCUACUUUGCGUUUAGUUUAGCUUCUCGUGUUGCGUUCUUGGGAGGAGAAGGAGGAGGAGAUGAAAAGAUGAUGAUGAUGAUGAUGGUGAUGAUGCAGGAGGAGAAGGAGUAGGAGUGUCCCGCUUCGUACUGCCCUUCUUGUGAUGAUGGUCCAAAUUCUUGACCACUCUUGAGUUCAACUCGACACUUGCCAGACAAUUUGCAAUGCUCACAGAAACCUAGGCCAGCCCAUCAGUAAUAACCAGUUGAAUGAUGCAGUUGUGUUAGAGUGAAUUCUCAAGAGCUGGUUAGGAAUCAGGUCUGACAUAGCCAUAUGGUAUAGGGCCUCAUUCGUCGUCGUCGUCGUCGUCUCGCGUCACUGGUGCUCAUGAGCUGCUCUUUGUACAGAGGCAGAAACUGACUCUUCUCGAGACUAAUGCGGCUUUGUUUUGGACUAGUUAGGAUGAAUGCGCUGUAUUGCUCUCUCUUUAGAAAAAAAGCUGUGCAGCCAGUGUCUGUGAGCCUGGUGUGGUAGCUUAGUUUGUGACUGGGAGAACUGGCCUUGUGGGAACAUUGUUUGAGGCUGACAGAUGCUGGCUGCACACAAUACACCUGCGACACACAUUUGGGUGCCAUGGUGUGGCUGCCGCAAGCUUUGUUCUUCAUUGAGGUUGUUCUCAAUAAUUUAUUGAAUGAAGCGUUUAUUGUUAUUUUAGCCCAUUUCACUGUGUUCCGCCAGAAAGUCGGUGUACGUGGUUUAGGCUCUGUCAUUCCCCUUGGUUAGUGUCUGUGCUUAUGCAUGAGUACAUGAAGUAACCUUUUCUCUUCAUUGGACAGUUAUGCAUAGUUUUGAAUAUAAUUAAUCAAAGACGAUCUUUAGGGUGGACAGUUCAUUUGACAUCUUUGUAAGCAGCGUUCAGGGGCUGAUAUGCAGCCCCCAGAGAGAGAAAUGUUGUAUAGUUGUUGUUGGAGUGAUAAUCAUCUUGGAAUUUGGUUUCAAACAAUGUAUAAUUUUUGUAGACUAUCUAGUGGUCACAACCUUUUCUGUGAUUGUACAUGCAAUUCCAGGUCAGCAACAGUUUAAAGACCUUGUUAUGUGGUCUUAAACAGUCAUUGCACUUGUAAUUUACUUGCAAAUGCAUGUUUUUUAACUGCCACAGACAACAAUUAGUACAUCACAAUAACCAACAUGUGACCAUAGAUUAAAAUAGAGACUAUCACAAUCUCGACAGAAUACAAGAGAUUUCCACAUGGUAAAGUGACCAUUACGUACUACUAGAAUAAAGGCUAUUAUUGUGCUACAACACGCUCACACUGCCAGGGCGGGCCUUGGGGACGUGGGCGGUUCCUGGAAUCCCUCCCCCCCAUCCCCCCCAAGUCCCACCACCCUUUGACACGGGUCACAUCCUGCGUGUCCACUUGAUAUGGAAGUAAAGAGGUCAGACAUCA